UGCAAAACAAGCAGGAAGUUCUGCAACGUGUGAGUGUGUCGCUGGAUUUUCGAGCUGUGGCAACACAUUUUCUUUGAAAGGUUUCUUAACCUACUCCAUGUACUACCCAUUGAAGAUUAAAUCGCCUCUUGCAACGAUAUUUCAUCUACAUUACCAAGCUGGAGACGAAUUGAGACAUUCACAAUGUCCCAAGCCACUAAACGCAAACACGUCGUCAAGGAGGUGCUCGGGGAUUAUGUCACCCCGACUGAGAACCAGCAGAUCGUGAGGGUUGUCAGUAGCCCUGGCAACAAUUUGCAUGAGGCUGUGACAUCUGAGGGUGAGAAGUUUCUUGUGAGCAUGCCCACAAAGUUCCGGAAGAACAUCUGGAUCAAGAGAGGUGAUUAUGUGAUAGUGGACCCGAUUGAGGAGGGGGACAAGGUGAAGGGAGAGAUCAGCUUCAUCCUGUACCGAGAUCAUAUCCAUCACCUGAAGAAGCUCGGGAUGUGGCCCGAGGGUUUCCAGGAAAACCGUAUAUCAGAGGAGAGAAUGGAUGGACAGCAGCAGAAAGAUGGAGGAGAGGAGAAAGAGGAGGAUGGCAGUGAGUCCGAGGAGGACGACAGUGACCUCUUCGUCAACACUAACCGCACAAACUAUCACUACACAGAGAGCGAGGAAGACACCGAGGAUGAGGAGGAGUCUGAUGAUGGGGACGAAGAGAAUGAGGAGGAAGAGGAAGGUGACAAGAACAGUGUGUAGUGUGUGUGUGUGCGUGUUGUGGCAGCACACAAGCACCACUUGGACAUAACCUCUUCUCAAAAUGUCCAACUGCAUUUCCUCAUGCGUCAUACAUUUCCACUCAGACUUUCUUUUCUUGGGCUGGCGUUAAACUGUACACCGACCCCUCACACUGUCAAGAGCUAUGCCCACUGUGCAAACAGACCAAUCUGUUAACCUACCACAGGAACAAGACAGGACAGGAAGUUGUGUGCUUGUAAAGUUGUAUGAUAACAGAUUAUAAUACUACAGCAGAGGGAGAUGGGUGUGAUCUCACUAGAGUACGUGUUCAACAAUAUGUCCAGACCACUAGGUGGCACUCUCUUAUCCUCUUGAGAUUCAACUGGUGGUCAUCUGUAAUCGGUCAGUCAGUUGUGUUUUGCAAACUGAUCUUUUCUGACUUGUACUUGUAUCGCUCAGUCAACAGCUGUUUGACGAUUCAAAGUUGUUGUGCAGGUUAUUUGGCUAUUUGGUUACUGGAAAAACCUGACCUAGACCAAGUUUUCCCAGGUGUUGCCAGGCACCUGCAUUUUCUGGAUUCAGCACAGUGUUGAAUAUUAUUAGUCACUAGCUGGAAUUAUUCUGUAUAACUGAAGCCACCAAUUUGUCAACAAAACAAUUCUUGAAAGUAGGGUCUAGACUAAGUAAGACAUUCUAAUUCAGAGACUGAUUUCAUACAAAAUAGCUAACAAGCUACAGAAGUGUCAUAUAUUAUCUUGGUAAUCCACCAAGGGUUAUUCACUUGUAAGAUAGCAUAUUGAUGCAAAACAAAUAAUGGAAGGCUUGUAAAAUAAUUCUUGUAAAUAUGAUGAUGUGUAAUAAAAUCUUUUUUUGUGUUA
Molecule: messenger RNA, 1595 nt
Organism: Alosa alosa (allis shad)
Lineage: Eukaryota; Metazoa; Chordata; Actinopteri; Clupeiformes; Clupeidae
Gene: eif1ad
Product: eukaryotic translation initiation factor 1A domain containing
Exons: 5
Coding region: 184-738 (184 amino acids)
Biological process (GO): translational initiation
Cellular component (GO): nucleus
Molecular function (GO): translation initiation factor activity; RNA binding
Source: RefSeq, a predicted model, not a curated record